AGACAAAAACAAAUAUCAAAAUCAGAAUUAACCAUUCAUCUCAUUAACAUCAAUUCAAAGUCAUGAGUAUGGCAGCAGCCAUUGAGAGUUUAUGCAAUAUUUCUAGUAUUCCACUUUAUAAAGAAAAUUAAAAUCAAAAUUAAAAAAAAGCUCAUGUCAUUUCUGCUCGAUAACAAUAUAAGACAUUAAAUCAAUGGAAAAUAUUGUGCGCCUAUCGAAGAACACAGGGCCUUCGAAAGACCCGUUUAUACAACGUGUGUGCAUCGAUCAUUCACAAUUUAGAGUCUGAAGGAGAGAAAAAAAGGCCAGCUAACAUCUACUUGAAAAAGACCAUAAAUACGCCUUUACGGAUAGCUAGCUAUACCCUGCAGAUGAUUUUCCGUUCCAGCUUUAUGUGUGUUGGUAAUUAAAUUGAGAUUCAUUAGACAAAAUUUACGUCCUUCUCGCAGUUAUCGGCUUCAGAGUUAAGUUUGUUAAGCGCGCUGAAAAAGCAAUAUAAAAUGCGUAUUAACUAAAUCGCACCAUGCGCGAAUUUCGAAUCAUCAGUCAAUCCCUGUUUUCAGCCAUGCGUGCAGCUCGAUCAUCGAUGUAUGAAGUCGUGCGGCCCGUGUCAAUUAUAGUACGAUGAUACCCGAAGAUUCUGCUUGCGUUGUCUCGAGUGGCGCUUGAAAAUUCUCAGUACCAAAGACGUUACUCUAGGGAAGUAAAGGCAGUGCCUGUGCCUCUCCGUGCGGACUAUCAGUAUCAUAGCCGCGUGCGUAUGUUAAAUACACGGAGGCGAACCGAGUCACACAUUCGCUACGGCUACAGUGAACACGUUUUGGCAGGCCUGGCACAAGACGCGUAGAAACCUGCACAAUAUAGAAGUUCUGGUGCGACCUAUACGCUCGAUAAUCAGCAGGGCAACACACGGGUUGUCACAAGAUCAAGAGUUGUGCAGAGAAAUUGUUGUAGCAUCUGACAUAUACAAGUCGAUGGCGCUAAGCACGGCCAUUGACAGUGAAUUGUUUUUCUAGUGUGCACGUAUCAUUGCCGCUUAAAAGUAUUUCUAUACUUUUGCCAUUGGAACUAGUCGCUCCUCGCAAACUGAAACCGAAUUUUAACCCAUAACGUCGCAGUGUGAUUGUUGUGAAAACUAGUGUUUAAGUUAUCAUCUUGUACGUGCCUUUUGUUUCCUCUUCUUAAGAUUAUUAAGAAUCGAUUCAAGUUUCAAUAUAUUAAGAUAUACAUUUUUUAAGGCUAUCAGAUACUUGACUCAAUAUGUCAUCAGAACAACGAAUACAGGCAUCUACCACAGUCACUUCAGAGAAAUGCACUUUUACGUGGACAAUCAAGAAUUAUCGCUUAAUAAAAUUGAAAGUGGGAGAAGAAAUAGAAUCCCCAAAUUUUGGCGUUGGGAGUGAUAUUAAACAAUUCUUCUAUUUGCGAUUAUACCCUGGAGGCGAAACAAAAGAAACUGCUGAAUACAUUUCUUUAUAUCGUAUACCUGUAAUUUAUUCAAAGAACAAACCAGAUAAGCUUGCAUGUAGAUGCACAGUAUCACUUGUUAAUGAUGAAAAAGUCAUUCAAAAAUCAAUAUUGCAUUACGAUUGCUCGACCAAUAAUUUCAUAGGUCGUGGUUUCAAAAAUAUUGACGAAUUGAUUUCUUCGGAGAAUACUGUAACUAUUCAAUGCGAAUUGGAAAUUUUCAAGGAUUAUGAAUCUUCAAUAGAUUCAGAAAUUUGUUAUAGCAAAGAGCAGAUAAUUGAUAAAGUGAACUUAGACUCAUUAUUUCUCAGUGAAGAAUUCAGUGAUGUUAAAAUAAUAACUCCUGAUGCAAAUGAUAUUCCAGCCCAUAAAAACAUACUCGCAGCGGCCAGCCCUGUAUUUAGGGCCAUGUUUACACAUGAUAUGUUGGAAAAUAAAAACAGUUCCGUGAAGAUAACUGACACUACUAAAAAUAUUGUAACUGAAAUGUUGCGAUACAUCUACAUGGGUGAGAUUAAAAACAUGAAUAAAGAUAACACCCUUGAAUUAUUAGAAAUGGCUGACAAAUAUCAAAUUGACAAUUUAAAAAUCAAGUGUGGAAAAAUAUUAUGUGCUAAUUUGUCUAUUGAAAAUGCAAUUGACACUUUAGUAACUGCUCAUAAAUACACAUUGAAGAAUGUGGAAGAUGAAGCAAUUAAGUUUAUUGCAACUCGCACAGAAUUACUCUUAAAUUUUCAAAAAAUGAAGAAAAUAAAUGAUCCUGAUGUAUGGUCAAAUUUAAUGCAAUUAGUAGUUAAAUCACCAAAAAGUCUUUCUUAAUUCCUAUUAUCUUUUUUAGAUAUUACCCAUAGAAUCUUAAUUUAACUAUAAGAUAAUGGUGACUUAGUUUUAGUAUUUUUGCAUUAAAUGCUAUAUUCGUGUUUUUAAAUCAUUAGUAUAAGUCUUUGAUGGUUCAUUAUUUUGUGGCAAAAUAAAACUAAACAUAUUAAUGAGUUAUUAUUCAAGCUCUAUUAUGGGUAAAAUUUUGCAAGCUGAUUAAAACUGAUUGUUUAUACUUUGUAAUUUAAUACCUAGUUCAUUGCAUGAAAAGCAUUUGAACAGAACUGUGUGUUAAACUAGCAAUAUAAGCUUUUGUCAUGAUUGUAAUGCAAUUUGUAAAGUUUCAAAGUAAAUAAAGUGCAUGAAUACGUAUUUUUUACUUGA
This is a messenger RNA of Trichogramma pretiosum, 2670 nucleotides long. Its product is annotated as speckle-type POZ protein-like. Gene Ontology annotation, molecular function: ubiquitin protein ligase binding. The transcript has a single exon. Gene Ontology annotation, biological process: regulation of proteolysis; proteasome-mediated ubiquitin-dependent protein catabolic process. Gene Ontology annotation, cellular component: cytoplasm; nucleus. The record is from RefSeq and is a predicted model, not a curated record. The coding region runs from base 1261 to 2286 and encodes 341 amino acids. Lineage: Eukaryota; Metazoa; Arthropoda; Insecta; Hymenoptera; Trichogrammatidae.